This is a messenger RNA of Rosa rugosa (rugosa rose), 981 nucleotides long. RefSeq lists its product as uncharacterized. Lineage: Eukaryota; Viridiplantae; Streptophyta; Magnoliopsida; Rosales; Rosaceae. The transcript has 5 exons. Bases 1 to 981 code for a protein of 326 amino acids. The record is from RefSeq and is a predicted model, not a curated record.
AUGGCGAAGAUGUGGAGGAUCUUUAGGGAGUCUGGACCACCCCCAGAAAUUCCUGAGCAUUUAUACACCAUGGAAAUCUUUCAUGGUGGGUAUUUUGACAAGCAAUUGGAUGGGACAAAGAAGUAUAAGGUGGCAAGGGAGAAGUUCAUCUCAUACCUUUUCAAGCUGUCUCGGACAUCAAGCAAUAAAGGGUUUAUUCCAAUCAAGAAUGAUGUAGAUGCUAUAGAAAUGGUGAAGGAGGCAGAGUUGGAUGAUCUGAAGCCCAAUGAUCCUGAUUGGGAAAAUCCACUCAAUAGGUGCACACCAUCAGAGAAAGAAAGAAUGUUUGAAGCAGCCAACUUGCUUGGUAGCCAGUUAAAUACAUCACCUUCUAGAGCUACUGUGGGGACCAGUGUUCCAGAGAUAAUUGAUCUUGAAGAUGAGGGUGGUUCAGAUGGUAAUGAGGGUGAAACAAUGGUGGGUGAUGGCUUAAAUGUGGGAAGAGAAGAAGGUGGAGUAAAUGUUGAGGUUAGGCCAAGUCAGAGCACAUUUGCAGGUCUUUUUGAUAUUGUGCCUGAUGUGUUGGGCUCACAAGCAAGUAUAGGGCAAAAAGGACACAGUAGGAAAAGUGGUCAAACUAAAGGGCAUAAGGCUGCUUUAAACAAGAAACUUGAGGAUAUAGAAAGAAGAGAAAGAGAGGCUGUUGAGAAGGCUGAAAAAGAAGCUUGGGAAAAGGUUGAAAGAGAGGUUGCCGAGUUAAGAGAAAGCCAAGCUACUGUUGAGGAACAAGAGGAGGCUCAGAGAUUGAGAGAAAGAGAGGCUGCUGAGCAAUUGGCUAGGGAGGAGGAAGAGAAGAGAGAACAAGAUGCUGUAGAGAAAAGGGUAAGGGAUGCUGUUGUUGUUAGGAAGAAAUUAGAAGAAGAGUUGAGGGAGAGAUUAGAACAGUCAAAGGCUCACAGCAAAGCAAGGAGGCUACUAUAUCUGAUAAAGGAAAAAGACUAG